Messenger RNA from Angiostrongylus costaricensis, 237 nucleotides. NCBI's taxonomy places the organism in Eukaryota, Metazoa, Nematoda, Chromadorea, Rhabditida, Metastrongylidae. The record is from the annotation of a GenBank genome assembly.
AUGAAUCAACGUGAUAUUCGUGUCCUUUCUUUGUACGAGUGGAAGAACGGACAUAAUACCGCGGCAGGGGCUCAGAAUUUCAUCAUGGUUGGGGUUAAGGCAAUGUUAGUGAAUCAAUUCGACCUGGAAGAUAAGGAAGGCCGCGAACGUCCCAAUGAACUUGACGAUGACGACGACUUGAAGACACUAAUGGAAGCAAACACGGGAACAAUUGUUGGAGAGCUUACAGUCCAGUGA